This is a messenger RNA of Lytechinus pictus (painted urchin), 5836 nucleotides long. Its product is annotated as cytochrome c oxidase assembly protein COX20, mitochondrial-like. Gene Ontology annotation, biological process: mitochondrial respiratory chain complex IV assembly. Gene Ontology annotation, cellular component: mitochondrion; mitochondrial inner membrane. The coding region runs from base 197 to 523 and encodes 108 amino acids. The record is from RefSeq and is a predicted model, not a curated record. NCBI's taxonomy places the organism in Eukaryota, Metazoa, Echinodermata, Echinoidea, Temnopleuroida, Toxopneustidae. The transcript has 4 exons.
ACUCAUAGAGAUAUAUCAUUAGUACCGAUAUCUCUAAUCUAUGGCACCACUGCAGUGUAGUGAUAACAUUUAAUUUGUUUUUAUUUUGUCUGCUUCGGGACACCCCCUGUAACUCAUAUUACGCAAGUCGGAACUUCUGCAGCUGCUAGACAAAUCUCCCCUCAUUUACUUUGUGAAUCAGUUAUAGAUCGGCAUCAUGGCUGGGAUCGACAACGAUGACAAUCAAAGCGAAUCUUGGUUGUCUCGUGUAACAGGAGAGAUCCAUGGAGUACCGUGCAUGAGAACAGCAUUCCUAUAUGGCAUAGGUGGAGGGUUCAGUGUUGGGCUGGCUACAUUUCUCUUUACAAGCCGUGUGAAGCGCUCAACUGAUAUGGGUGUCCUUUCAUUUGUUGCAGUCACCUUAAGCUCGUUCACCUACUGCAGAUAUAACCGUGCAAAAAUGACCAUCCAGCAGCGGAGGUUUCGAGAGCUUCAAGGACUUGAACCUAGGGAAGUUUCACAUCAAUAUAAACCAGAGAGAUGAUAUCCACCUAUUAAAAACUGCUGCAAUGUACAUAAUAUAUGAUUUAAAAUAUUUGUGCGAAUCAUGAUAAGAGGUGAUAAGUUUGUAAAGGUAAACUCUUAUCCCCUAAAGAGGUUAACAAUAAUAUGUAUGGCAUUUGAAAGUAUGAUAAACCUCAAAGAACUUUGUCUUGUAUUCUCCAGGUGUUUUAGGUAGAAACUACCUUAAUUUUGAAGUGCUCUUACUGGUAUAUCAAGCAGUCUAUGCCACUGGUUGAUUAUAAUAAAUCUUCACAAUAAUGAUAUGAACAGUAUAGUUCUCAUUGACCCCAUCCUAAGUAAACUUUCUUGAACUGGUUCUUGAUCUUACAACUUAUGAUAUCUGAAAAUUGUAUAUUAUGCAUUGUAGUUUUAUAGUAUCAGUAUACAUUGUGACUGUGUCAUAUUUUGAUAUCCAUGCAAAGGACCCUACAAAAGUGACAAAUCUGAGUCAACAUUUGGAAACAAAAUUCUUUCUUGAUUUCCUGUCAUUUUUUUUUCAAUUUCUCAUUUUCAAUCACUUGCUCACAACUUGUCACAUAUUCCUGUACAUGUUUGUCUUUAAAAUAUGGUGAUUAUUUGGUUCAAUUUAAACACAGGAAAGAUGACAUAAAGAAGUAAAUUGAAAUUAAUAAAUUCAAAAAUAUGGUUCAGAUCUGCUACAUAAUAUGUAGUUCUGAUGCAGAAACUAUAAUUUAACUGCUAGUUUAUAUCAUUGAUCAUUUUCCCUUUCCCUGUAUUUCAAGCUUUGAGUAUAUCACUAGUACUCAUUGGUUCAGGGGCUGCGGAACCAGAGGGUAGCCCCUCUCCCUUCCCAUUUUUUCCAAAACCUUGUACAAAAACAUUGUAAUUUUUUGCAUGGAACCCCAUGAAAAUCAGAGAGUUGUUAGGAAGAAGCUGUAUCUCUUGUAAUUUAUGCAAAAAGCAUUGAUGGGUUCUGAAGCGUAACAAUGGAAUUUGUAACAUGCUACUUGGCUUUGAUCUUCAACUCAGCACACGGUUAUACUGUUGUGAUUUUUUCGGGAUCCUAGUUUUUAGUACCAACUUUGAAUUUAUUGGUUAAAAUGCAAUACAAAUUAUAAAGCUCAUCAAUAAUGGCAAAAGGACAUCAUCGGACAAGCUUGUCAGAGUUAGCACUGUGCCAAUAUUAUAAUUUGCAUACCAGAGUCGAUCAAAAUUAGCCUUUUUUAUAAAAAUUCAAUAUUUGAUUAUGUUCCAAUAAUUUGCACUCAAGUUAAUGUCCUGUCCUUAAAUCCAUGAUUCACAAUCUUUGAUAUAAGGUACUUUGCUUGUGACCGUUUUUACUUUAUUGGGAUAUUUUUUGCAGUUUUUAUUUAUUUAUUUAUUUAUUUAUUUCUGAUAUUUUGACAGGGUAGCCCAUUCACCAAUAAGUAGUGGUCUUCCAUGAGGCCCUGAAUAACAAACAUAUUUACAAAAUGCAUAACGUAUGUACAGAAUGUUACAUCAUUAAGAUUCACAUUAGGAUUUGAAUGUAAAACGAAACAUUAACAAACUUAGCAGCAAACAAAACGCAGACGGGCACUCGUUUGACGUAUAAUAAAAUAUCAAUAAAUCAAAUUAAUUAAGAAGGACAUCUUGAAAAUACUGAUAAUAUACACCAAAUCAUCAAGGUCAUGCUAACACAAAAUAAGCACAACAGUGGAUGUUCCGCAAGUUAUUUAUAAAUUACAAGUUCUUUUAAACAUUCUCUUAAAUGAAAUGACAGAAGGAGCUGUUCUAAUUGAAUUAUCAAGCUUAUUCCAUUUAAAUAUUGAAGAUACGAUUGGACUACACUUAUAACAAUCAGUGCGAAACUUGGGCACGCGUAAAUAUCCACUGUCUCUCUGUCUGGUAUGAUGUUCAUGUACAUCAUUUGGAUUGGUUAAGUUUACCUGAAGGUAAGAAGGUGCUAAAUUAUGGACACAUUUAAAUAUCAUCAAAACGCGACUGAGCUCAAAUCGUUUGUCUAGUGUCAUCCAUUUAAGACUUGUGAACAAAUCAGCCGACGGUGUGUCGUAUGUCUUGUUCAAUAUAAUUCUUGCAGCCCUCUUCUGAAUUUUUUGCAGCUUAAUUGUAUGGGAUUGAAAUCUAUUCGACCAUACAGCAGAACAGUAAUCAAAUCUUGGCAACACUAAACUGUUAUAAAGCAACUUUAAGGACUGCACAGGCAAAGAACUUUUCGCUCUCUUUAUUAUGCCAAUGCUUUUCUGAGUAAGUUUACAUACAUUUUCUAUUUGUUUUGACCAUUUCAGUUCUUCAUCUAUCAAAACUCCUAAGCAUUUGGUGAAUUGAACUCUAUUUAUCAAAUCACCGUUUAACAAAAUCGUGAAAGAAUCUAUUUUCCUGAGAUUAGCGCGAGAACCUAUUAUCAUGACACAAGUUUUUUCAGUGUUGAGGACGAGCUGAUUAUCUUUAAUCCAUGCCAUGACCUUGUUUAAUGUAACAAAUAGUAAAUAGUUGAAAAUAGUAAAGAAUUACAAAGUUUGUGUUUGUUCAUGAAAUGCAAUAACAUAUUUGACCAUUUUGAGGAUAUCACUAAAAGGGACAGCGAAAGGUUGCUGAGACAUGGUGUACUGAUUCGAGAGUUUUAAACCCUUAUUAUUCAACCAUUCUGUGAAACCAGGGGGCUGUUUCAUAAAGCUGUUCGUAAGUUAAGAGCGACUGGUGAUUCUUUCUUAUAUACGCGCUAAACCAUUGCCAAUGAAUCUACCAUCAACAAGAAAGGUUCACCAGUCAUUCUUAAAGUCGCUCUUAACUUACGUACAGCUUUAUGAAACACCCAUCCGUACUGACAGCACAGAAACGUUGUUAGCGCUAACAGUGCACUAACAGAGGCCCUGUUACAACCGGUUAUGUGGCAGCAUUGCAUAAUGUUGUAACAAUGCAUGACUUAACAAUCCAAAAGAUGUGACUGGGCUUACUGUUAGCGCUCUGGUAGGCUAACAACGUUUCUGUGCGGCCGGUGCAGCUGGUUAACAGAUGCAGAUUAGGGCAUAACUUAUAGGCAGUGUUGAGCAUGGGAUCAAAGAAACCAGCUUGACCCCGCUCCUUUCAUACAACUCCCAGUGUUACAUCAUCAUUAUUGAAGCUGUAAUAAGACAAGGGCGAGACUGUUAUACAGUUUUUACAAUUUUAAUGUUCUGAGAUCUAAUGAAAGACUACAAAAUAAAAAUGUACUAUCAAGAAGGGGUUUCAUGAAUGACUUUUCAGAUAUCUUAAUAGCAGACAAAGUUCGUUCAAUCCAACAGUUUAAUAUACUAACAGUCAGAUACAUGUUAUUCUCAGCCAAUCGAACUCAAGGAUGAUGAAUGUUGAAUUGCUCCCAGCCUCUACAGAAGGACACUUUUUUCCAUUCAAUUUUAACUAACUCUUUAGAGUGUGUGCAGUGAUUGAGGUUCAUUUAAAUGUCUGCCCAAUUUCCUUCCUAUGCCAAUAAGGUUGACUUGACUGCAUGAAGGAUUUCUCUGCCAAAAAUCAUGAUGAAUGUUAGGUAGCCUAUGCUGCUAGCAGUAUAGCAUUAAAUUCUUUUUAAAUUUGGCUUAAUAGUUGGGGGCGUUCAUAUGCACCCCAACGCAGUGAAUAUUGGCAAGGGGAGCGUUUCAUCAACAUUUUUCAUGUUGACAGAUCUGAAAUCUUUUCUCUAGAUUUUGAUUGGAUGAGAAGCACAGUUGCUAUGGUUACUAUCAAAUUACUUGGUCAAAUAAAAACAUCCGACAAGACCAUUCAUGAUACACUCCUUCAUACAAAACUCAUUACAAACAUAGUUUGAACAUGCUCAAUAUACAUACUAUACAGGUAGCAUGUUCUUAUUAUUAGCUCAUUUACAAUGUAAAUGCUCUAACUCUAUGCAAUAUGAUGUUCAGAUAGGUAAAUUAAAUGUGAAUGUGUGACAUGUCCAGCAUGUAUAUUGUACAGACAAUAUGUUUUUAUUUUCGUGACAGGUAGCUCAUUUCAAAGUAAAAUAUAUUAUGACUACCUGUACAUGUAGUACAAAGCUCCUUUCUGAAUAGGACUAUUUCCAAUAAAGUAAUUCAGUGUUAUGGAUGUUUAUUUCUUGAUGACCCUGUAAUGGGGGGGGGGGGUACUCUUUCAACUGGUUUGUAACAAAUAGAUUACCAAACUGUACCUAGAAUCCAUUUUUUGUACAAUUAGCAGGCCUCUUUCAGGUCGUUGGGAACUGAGAAUUACAUGUAACUUAUAUCACAAUCAAUGUUCAAAUCAAUUGCAAGUUAAAAUGAUGGAUUAACAGAUACAGUCUAACUUCUGACUUGCAUUUACAAGCAAGAAUUAUAUUACUAGCACUUCAUUUAAGAACCGAGAGUUUUGCUUAAGGAUAUAUUGACAAAGUCACCUUUACAGAAGUUUGUGCCUUGUCUUUACGCAGGACUCCCUCUUAGCUUUUUUUCAAAGUGGUUUUGUUUUGUAUAUGAUGGAAUGAAAUGAUUAUCAAUGAAAAGACACUGAGCAGGAUAUCUGCUGAAAUAGAUGGCUCAGAAUUUUAUAGUAAAGGCAGAGUUUAUUGUAUGUCAUAUAAACACAUGUACAGUACAUCUUGACAUGAAAUCUCCCAUUGUAUAAUUCACUGACAAGAUGUAUUGAUGACUGCAUUUUUGUUUUCUUGGUAUGAAAUAAAAAGUAUACAAAAGGCUAAAAAUGUUACAUUACAUGUAGCUUAUACUUCAGUUCUUGUAGCUAAACGUCUCAUAUUAAUUAGACAAAUUGGUUAGAACAAUUUGCUUUCCCGAAAAUGGUGAAAUAUCUAAAGAAGACAAAUUUCAAGGUUUGACAAAUAGAAGAAAAUUCAUGUUUUUUUUUACCAUUUUCAGAAACUGGUAUCAAAAUAAUCAAUAACUUCAAACAACAGAACCUAAGUCGAUUCAAGUUUCUAUUCAUAAAUUGAUAUAACACUUCACCGCAUCUCAGUACAUUUGCUUCAUACUUCAUAGAAAAUUCAAUAAACUUCUUUUUUUCUCAAGAUCAGUUUUGGGGGUAAAUAUAUUGUUUGUCCACCCUUCGUUUGACCUACGCUACCUGUACCAAUUGAAAUACACAUUUUAAAAUGCUGUAAACUAUAAAAUUGAUGUUAUAUUAAGUCGAACAUCAUACAUUUCAAUUUUCUUUAGCAGUAUAAUCACAAAUCAAAAUUUGAACUUACUAUGAAAUAUAUUCUGCAAUACAUCAUCAGGCAAUAUGAUGGUAUUGGUAAACAGUUUGCACGGCCUCUGGCUAAAAAUUCUGAAGAUUUCCGGUUGUACUCAGGCAUACAAUCAGUGUAUAACACAGCUAAAUGAUCAGG